Messenger RNA from Oryza brachyantha (malo sina), 944 nucleotides. RefSeq names its product probable calcium-binding protein CML21. Gene Ontology annotation, molecular function: calcium ion binding. The transcript has a single exon. Bases 61 to 720 code for a protein of 219 amino acids. NCBI's taxonomy places the organism in Eukaryota, Viridiplantae, Streptophyta, Magnoliopsida, Poales, Poaceae. The record is from RefSeq and is a predicted model, not a curated record.
GUGCAGUGAUUCUAGGACAUAUAGACUAGCUAGCUAAUCGGUACGUGCGGUUCUUGAUCAAUGGAUCGAUCGAACGUGUGGCCGCUGGUGGCGUCGAUCCAUGGCGGUCUCGUCGUGUCGGUGUCGUCUCUCCUGAUCAUGCUGCUCCUGAAGCCGAUCGUCAAGGACGCCAUGGCGAUGGUCAGAGGCAUACGCACCGUGUCGCGCGCGCUCGUCAGCCUUCUCGUCGCGCGGGGCGGGUGCGGCGGCGGCGGCGGCGACGUGGACGACGCCGUGGUCCGGCCUCCGCGGCGGUACUGCCAGCGGUGCGAUGAUGAUCGGAGGGGCGGCGCGGCGGCGGCGGGGAUGUCGCGCCACGACGUUGCGGCGGUGAUGGAGAGCCUCGGCAUGGCAAUGGAGGCGGCGGAGGAUCACGAGGACGAACGAGGGCGGCAGCAGCAGCAGACGUGCGGCGCGUGCGAGGCGGUGGCGGCGGUGGAGGAGCUGACGGAGAAGAAGGUGGCCGGAGAGGGCGAGCUGCGGGAUGCGUUCGGGGUGUUCGACCGCGACGGGGACGGGUACGUGAGCGCCGGCGAGCUGCGGGCCGUGCUGCGGAGGCUGGGCAUGGAGGAAGGCGCGCGGCACGGCGACUGCGCGAGGAUGAUCGCGGCGUACGACGGCGACGGCGACGGCCGGAUCAGCUUCCGCGAGUUCCGGGCCAUGAUGGAGAACGCGGCUUAGGCGCGCACCAGCUACGACACCGGGUUUCCAGUACUAUACCAGUUUAGUGUUUAAUUAAAUUACUGGAAUACCGUUUAUUACUUUCUUUGAUUACUCGUUUUGUCGAUCGGAAAAGUUGGCUGAUGACUUUCUGAUAAUCACCUUUUGUCCAUCCUGUUGAGUGUCUGAGUUUCAUGUCCUCGGUUAGCAAAGUGUUUGUUUAACCAGUCCAAUAAUAUUCUUUG